Messenger RNA from Plasmodium inui San Antonio 1, 1260 nucleotides. RefSeq lists its product as hypothetical. The transcript has a single exon. The record is from RefSeq and is a predicted model, not a curated record. Bases 1 to 1260 code for a protein of 419 amino acids. NCBI's taxonomy places the organism in Eukaryota, Apicomplexa, Aconoidasida, Haemosporida, Plasmodiidae.
AUGACAGACAACAUCUUCAAGUUUAAUGAUUACAUGCGCAACAUAAGAAAGAAGGAGCCCACCAGAUCUCCCUGCACCCAAUCCCCAGAUCUAGUAAGGACCCUCUGUGACAUAAAUGCGGGGAAACAACCCUUCCAAUCCCCAGGAGAGAUCGAAGAUCCAUUAAUCAUUAGAUCAGCUGACGCCCAAUUGACUCAAGUCAUCAACAGCAGGAAGAAAUUCUGUUUAGGUCUACAGCUAUGGGCCUCUAAUUUAGAGAUCACAAAGGGAGGGGGGAAAAACCUGUUGCAAGAAAAAAACUGUCGAGCCAAUGACACAAGAUAUGGAAUCGGAGGAGGAGCAGGCUCAGGCACCUGUAUUCAGCACGCAGAGACUGGAAUAUGGGAGAAAUGGAGAAAAGAAAAAAUAACGAGCUUGAGGGAGAAGUCAGUUAAAAAUCUCGUAGCCUGUAUGGAUAUAGUAGAGAUGAUAAUAGAUUCCUUUCACAUAGCCCCAGGGAAAUCCUCGCUUAUGCAGGAAGCAGAGCUGAGCAGCAAAGGAUGUGAGAAAUUGGCAAAUAGAUUAGACAACUGGUCAAACCCAAAAGUCAGAAAUGAAAUUAUGCGGCAAUGGUUUAGUAGUGAGCAGGAGGGUACGUGGCAGUAUAAUAAUUAUCAGUUAGGGGGAAAGGACUUUUUUGAAUUUCUCCAAGAAUUAGUCUAUGGAGAUGGGAAAGCUCACAAGAAUGUGUAUUGUGCCAGAAAGGGAACCAGAAAUGCAGACGGAACAGAAUGUGAGGGAGACUGGUGUACCAUAGUAAAGGCGAAUUCCGUCUCCCUGGCGGCAGGGGGAGGAGAAACAGAGGGACCUGAUAUUACGGGUCCGGCGGGAGAGGGGACCGCAAAGGUAAAGGGCCAGGAGCAGUCGAUGACUGACAAGGAACUCGCAACUCCCACAGUUGCCGAAGCUGGAGACGACGGACAGCGUACAUUGGGCGGUACUGGUCCGGAGGCAUCUAAGGAAACAGGGUUAACGCCAGGGCCCAGGAAGGACCUAAUGGGAGGCCAAGAGACUUCGCAGGGGAGUAGUAUCUGGGCGCCCUUAAUGGGUGGGGGAGUCGCUAUGAUAUUAGGAAUUCUUUCAGUAUAUGGAGUAUACCGUAUAUAUUAUAGAGGAGAGGCAAAGAGACUGGGGGGGUAUGGGAGAAGUCGGAGAAACGGCAACAACCCCAAGCGGUUAGGGGGGGGCACACCACGGAACAUAAAAUUGAAACAUUUCUGA